UCCCGAAGGGGACGCGUAUGCAGGACGCGUCUACCAAGCUUAGUAUCUCACCCUCACCACUCGUAAGCCAUGGCCAGACGUUACGAUAGUCGAACAACCAUUUUCUCACCGGAAGGUCGGUUAUACCAGAUCGAAUAUGCCAUGGAAGCCAUCUCUCGAGCAGGAACCGUCCUCGGUGUCCUCGCCAAAGACGGAGUCGUCCUCGCAGCAGAAAAGAAGGUGACAGGAAAGCUGCUCGAUCUGUCUGGUGUCAAGGAAGGUGGCUACGGUGGAAGUGGAGAGAAGAUAUACCUCCUCAACUCAAACAUAAUCGGUGGUGUCGCUGGGAUCACAUCCGAUGCCAACUCUCUCGUCAACUACGCACGGUCAGCAGCCCAGAGGCAUCUGUUGACGUAUAACGAAGAUAUUCCUGUCGAGUUGCUGGCGCAGAGGAUGUGUGAUAUGAAGCAGGGAUACACGCAGUAUGGAGGUCUCCGGCCUUUCGGCGUUUCCCUGCUCUAUGCAGGCUACGACCCGCACUACCAAUUCCAGCUAUACCACUCCGACCCAUCUGGUAACUACUCUGGCUGGAAAGCAACUUGCAUCGGAGCGAACAACGGGACUGCCCAGAGUCUGUUGAAGCAGGAAUACAAAGACGAUAUGGAGGUGAAGGAUGCGAUUAGUUUGGUGCUGAGAACGAUGAGCAAGACGAUGGAUAGCACGACGCUAGGAAGCGAGAAGCUGGAGUUUGCAGUCUUGACGCUAGACCCUACGACGAAGGAGCCCAAGGCGAAGAUAUACAGGCCGGCUGAGAUUGAUGCGCUGCUAGAGAGCGAAGGGCUAGCGAAGAAGGACGAGGACGCUACCAUGAGAUCCGUUUGAAAAGUGUAUUUGCUAAUAACAUUUCCUGAUUCUACCAAGAUCGCCGCAUACACUGGAAUCCCCAAUCUGUCGACGGAACGAUGAGGGAAUAUUAUAAUCAAUCUAUUCAGCAUGGUGAACUUUCCACGGCACUAAUUUUCGUGGUCAUUCCCAUUGACUGCUAGGCCCUCUGAUCAUACUCUUCC
This is a messenger RNA of Desarmillaria tabescens, 1046 nucleotides long. RefSeq names its product nucleophile aminohydrolase. Gene Ontology annotation, biological process: ubiquitin-dependent protein catabolic process; proteasomal protein catabolic process. The coding region runs from base 70 to 861 and encodes 263 amino acids. NCBI's taxonomy places the organism in Eukaryota, Fungi, Basidiomycota, Agaricomycetes, Agaricales, Physalacriaceae. The record is from RefSeq and is a predicted model, not a curated record. Gene Ontology annotation, cellular component: cytosol; proteasome core complex, alpha-subunit complex; nucleus. The transcript is spliced from 8 exons.